Molecule: messenger RNA, 1074 nt
Organism: Colletotrichum graminicola M1.001
Lineage: Eukaryota; Fungi; Ascomycota; Sordariomycetes; Glomerellales; Glomerellaceae
Product: RNA recognition domain-containing protein
Exons: 4
Coding region: 1-1074 (357 amino acids)
Molecular function (GO): RNA binding
Source: RefSeq, a predicted model, not a curated record
AUGGCUACCACUUCUAUGGAUUACGAGGCCGCCAACGGCGACCGCUACGAUGACGAGGCUCCUCGUUACGAGCGCGACAACCGCAGCGCCUCUCCUCGCCCUGCGCGUGAUGACGGCGACUCGGGCCGCCGUCGCUCUGCCUCCCCUUCUGGGAACGGCGACCGCGACCGCGACCGUGCCACCAAGGAUGAGACCGGCUCCAGGGGUGGCGACGACGACGGCGCCAUCAACCCUGGCUCCAACCUCUUCGUCACUGGUAUCCAUCCUCGUCUGACCGAGCAGGAGGUCACUCGCAUGUUCGAGAAGUAUGGUGAUGUCGAGAAGUGCCAAAUCAUGCGCGACCCUCACACCAAGGAGUCCCGUGGUUUUGGCUUUGUCAAGAUGGUCACGUCCGACCAGGCCGAUGCCGCCAAGGAGGGUCUCCAGGGAGAGCAGAUCGAGGGUCGCACCCUGAGCAUCGAGAAGGCUCGCCGUGCUCGUCCUCGCACUCCCACUCCCGGCAAGUACUUCGGUCCUCCUAAGCGUGAGGGACGUGGUGGCAGCAGUGGUGGCCGAUUCAACGACCGUUAUGAUGAUCGUCGCAGAGGUGGCUACGGCGGCGGCGGCGGCUACGGAGGCGGCGGCUACGGCGGCGGCCGUGACGACCCAUACCGCUACCGUGGCUACGACCGCCGCGGCGGCUACGAAGACCGUGGCGGCGGCUACGAGCGCGGCUACCGCGAGGAUCGUGGCUAUGAUCGCAGCUACCGUGAAGAUCGUGGCGGUGGCAGCGCUGGCGGCUACGAGAGACGCGAGCGCGGAGGCGAUGACACCUACAGCAGUGGCGGUCGUGUCGACCGUUACGGCGGCGGACGUGAGGACCGUGGCGACCGCUAUGCUCGCGGUGGUGAUGACCGUCGCGGCGGCGGUGCUGCCGGCUACGAGAGACGUGAGCGUGGCGGGGACGACACAUACAGUGGCAGUGGCGGCCGUGAUGGGCCUCGCUCCCGCGACGCUCCUGCUAGUGGCGCAGCCUACGCUGACCCCCCUGCCCGCUCUGAGGGCCGCGAGGCCUACGGAGGUUGGAACUCCUAA